CCCGUCGCGCUUUUUGCAUCGAAAAGAUCAAGAAAUUUCUUGUCAUUGGCUGUGUGGUAUAUCCCGCGCUGGCCCUACACCGCGCAUACGUUUUGCGACAGAUCAGGCAGGCUUUGGGGGAAAGAGAGACUACGACGAAGAAGAUGGGAAACGUGGACGAGCGUCGAGAGUCAUGAGAAGUGGGUUUCUGAUAGCAGCUCUGAAGCGACGCUCUGUUGUAUUCAUGUCGCAUUACCGGGUCUGUUUGGCGGUGUUUAUGCAGGUCAUCGUAGUACAGAUCGAACCAAAGCUGGCCAAGACAGGGUUGUCUGCAGGUGGCUGUGCCACAUAGAUAGCUGAUCUGCAUGGAUACAAUGUAUUUUGGCCAGUAGACCACACUAGAUAGUCUUUCUAACUCUGGUCGAGUCGACUCUGGUCAGCCUCAAUAAAACAUUGUGAUCCUUCGCACCUUGAGUCUCAUUGACAAUAUGCUGUCGCUAAACUGCAGCAAAAUCGGCACAGUGCGGCCAAGCAUUUUUGGCCCGUUGAGCAGCUUUCGUGUCACACACAGACAGGUUCACACCAACAACGACAUUCGAGCAACCAUACUGUCCAGUCAUCCGGAGCUCGUCGAAGAGUCGAGCAGGAAAAGAAUCCUAGAGCAGUACAUCAGCGAAUGUGCCCGCCUGGGUAUCAGACAAAACAUCGAGAUCGGCAAGAUAAGACUUCCACGAUCUAAACCAGAGCGAUUCGUUCAUCUGAAAGCAAAGGCGAUAGCCGCUAGCCUUCUUGCUCAGGAGAAGUCCGGCCAGCUACUGAGACAAUACCAAGCGUGCAAGAGCUGGAUCGAAAAGAACACGCCAGAUGUCGAAAAGCUGUAUGCGGCCGAGAAACGUGCGGUCCUACAGCGCUUUCCCAGUCUUGUGGCUUCCCCUGUGCGUGAACACGUUUUGAAGCAGUACGACGCCGAGUCAGCCAGACUCUUCGAGCAGAGCGAAGGACCAGAUGACCAACCAAGAAAAUUCGUUGACGGUACAUGGUUCGCAGAGAGGCAAAAGUUUGCGGAAUUGGAGUUGCAAUGUGUGGCCGUACAUCUCCUCGAGGAUGGCGUGCCUUCGAAGAGUGAGCUCGAGGAGUGGACGAAUGAUUUCGACUCGUCUCUGAAGGCCUUGAAAGAUCUAUCGGUUCUUCCAAUCGAAGUCGAAAGGGAAGAGGCACUGAGAAGAUAUCCUGAUCUCGAAGACCCGGAAGUACGACGUGCCAUCAUUGAAGAUACAACCCGAGCUUUCGAGAUGGCGAGAACGGCACAGUCGAAGAAGAAAUCUGUACCGUCAGCGAUCCACAAGAACUGCUUGGAGAUGUUUUUGAAGGCACUGGAUGCACAGGCACUGUCCCCUGAUGGCGAUGAUGCAAAGCGCAUGAAGCUUAGACAACAACACCGAGUGGAAGCUCUAGCGGAUUUGGCCGAGCUUAAGGCUUCUAAGAAAGGCGGGUGGUGGAUUCUUCCUAACCCACUCGCGAUCAUGGAUCGGAUUCCAAUUUGAUGUUAUCUAUAAG
Aureobasidium pullulans EXF-150 is the source of this 1536-nucleotide messenger RNA. RefSeq lists its product as uncharacterized. Bases 468 to 1523 code for a protein of 351 amino acids. The transcript has a single exon. The record is from RefSeq and is a predicted model, not a curated record. NCBI's taxonomy places the organism in Eukaryota, Fungi, Ascomycota, Dothideomycetes, Dothideales, Saccotheciaceae.